This is a messenger RNA of Hevea brasiliensis (rubber tree), 2343 nucleotides long. RefSeq names its product low affinity sulfate transporter 3. Gene Ontology annotation, biological process: transmembrane transport. The transcript is spliced from 12 exons. Lineage: Eukaryota; Viridiplantae; Streptophyta; Magnoliopsida; Malpighiales; Euphorbiaceae. The record is from RefSeq and is a predicted model, not a curated record. Gene Ontology annotation, cellular component: membrane. Bases 96 to 2126 code for a protein of 676 amino acids. Gene Ontology annotation, molecular function: secondary active sulfate transmembrane transporter activity.
UGGUCGAUACACUUCAGCAUCAAGCCAUUUCUCUAAUCAAAAUCUUGGUGCUUACUGAACCAUUCUUUAAACAUUAAUGUUCUCUUCUUGAAAGAAUGAAUGGUGAGAGAGAGCAGGAGAACGCUCCAGGUUCCCCCAAACACUUCAAUCAAACAAUGGCUCCUUUGGACAUUGAAAGUAAUACUGCUGCCCAAGAAAUGCUCGACCAUGAGAAAAAUGGUCACGCUGAUAGGGCUCAGUGGGUGCUCAAUGCUCCUGAGCCACCGAGUCUCUGGCGUGAGCUCAAGGAUUGCAUAAGCGAAUCUCUAUUGCCUCAGUGCAGCAACUUCCUAUCUUCUAGGAACCAACAUGGGUAUAAACCUGUGCUUUCAGUUUUGAGAGCAAUAUUUCCCAUCAUCACUUGGAGUCGAAACUACAAAGCAACAAAAUUCAAGAACGAUCUUCUGGCGGGUCUAACUCUUGCUAGCCUUUGCAUUCCUCAGGGUAUUGGAUAUGCAACUUUGGCCAAACUUGAUCCUCAAUACGGCCUCUAUACAAGUGUAAUCCCGCCUCUAAUUUAUGCGGUCAUGGGAACUUCAAGAGAGAUAGCAAUUGGACCAGUUGCUGUGGUUUCACUUCUUUUGUCCUCAAUGAUUCCGAAAGUUCAAGAUCCUGAAGCUAAUCCAAUUGCCUACAGAAAUCUAGUUCUUACUACAACCUUUUUUGCAGGAAUUUUUCAGUCUGCCUUUGGACUAUUCAGGUUAGGUUUCCUAGUGGAUUUUCUAUCCCAUGCUGCAAUUGUUGGGUUCAUGGCAGGUGCAGCCAUUGUUAUUGGCCUUCAACAACUGAAGGGGCUGCUUGCAAUUACUCACUUCACGAACAAGACUGAUGUCAUCUCCGUCCUGAAAGCUACUUGGAUAUCUGUUCAUCAUUCUUGGAAUCCUCAUAAUUUUAUCCUCGGAUGCUCAUUCUUAAGCUUUAUUCUUAGCGCAAGAUUUGUGGGUAAAAGGAACAAGAAACUCUUCUGGCUGCCUGCAAUUGCUCCUCUGGUUUCUGUUGCUCUAUCAACUCUGAUCGUUUUCCUGACAAGAGCAGACAAGCAUGGAGUAAAGAUUAUAAAACACAUCCAAAGGGGCUUAAACCCAAGCUCAGUCCAUCAGUUGCAGUUCAACGACCCACAUAUUGGACAAGUAGCUAAAAUUGGACUUAUAGUUGCUGUUGUUGCUCUUACGGAGGCAACUGCAGUAGGCAGGUCUUUUGCAUCCAUUAAAGGAUACCAUAUAGAUGGAAACAAAGAAAUGGUUGCCAUGGGAAUCAUGAACAUUGCAGGAUCUUUCUCUUCCUGCUAUGUUGCAACUGGCUCCUUCUCUCGCAGUGCUGUGAAUUUCAGUGCUGGUUGUGAAACUGCAGUGUCAAAUAUUGUGAUGUCUAUCACAGUGAUCAUCUGUUUGGAAUUUUUCACAAGGCUUUUGUACUUUACCCCAAUUGCAAUCCUUGCGUCAAUCAUUAUUUCUGCCCUACCAGGACUCAUUGACCUCAAUGAAAUCUACAAUAUUUGGAAGGUUGAUAAGCUGGAUUUCCUUGCCUGCACUGGGGCCUUUUUUGGUGUCUUAUUUGCAUCGGUGGAGAUUGGGCUACUAGCUGCGGUGACAAUAUCGUUUGUGAAGAUCAUCAUCAUCUCAAUUCGACCAGGUACAGAAAUUCUUGGAAGACUUCCUGGAACCGAUACGUUCUGCGAUGUAGACCAAUAUCCUAUGGCUAUUAAGACUCCUCCUGCGCUUAUAAUCCGUGUCAAGUCUGGCUUCCUUUGUUUUGCAAAUGCCAACUUCGUCAAAGAAAAUAUCAUGAAAUGGGCCACUGAAGGAGACGAAAAGGACACAAAAGGAAACGGGAAAAAGACUUCCCAACUCGUGAUUCUUGAUAUGUCCAAUUUGACGAACGUUGAUAUAGCAGGAAUUGCUUGCCUCGAAGAACUGCGUAAGAAUCUUGUCUCAAAUGGAAUAGAGUUAGCCAUCACUAACCCAAGGUGGCAAGUGAUACACAAGCUAAAAUUAGCCAACUUCGUGGGGAAACUUGGAGAAAGGGUCUACUUGAGUGUUGGAGAAGCAGUGGAUGCAUAUCUGAAUCCUAAAAUGGCUGCCAUUUAAAUGGAAAUCAAGCUUAUAUAUGUCUGUUGUCUUGCUUGGUGUGUAGUCCUUUGUGUCUGUAUAAAUGGGACAUGUAAUAAAACGUGCUUUUUAACCUUCUCUAAUCUUAGGACUCGCUCGCAGAAAGUCCGAGAGGGAAAGGCCAUCCAUCAGUUGUAUUGCCAUAACAUAUGCAAUGUAAAACUGCACUUUACGCUUAAAGAUUUUAUAUAUCUAA